GAUCCCGUUAAUCUUUCUUACUUUCCUUAAUUUUUGAAAUUUUUUAAUAUUUUGUUUUCGUUUCAAUGGAUCUUUCUGACCUAGGCUCUCUGCCUUUCAGUCGCUUGUUUACAGCGAGGCUGGCCAAGGUCCUACCUCAGGGCGUUUCAUUCAAAGUUCAUCAUAUCUCGACUCCUCCCACGCGAUGCGUGGCUAUCUUCAAUGCUCCUCCUGGCCAGAAACCGGAAAGGACGUAUUGCGAGAGUCAUUUUUUGACCGUGUCGACUCAAAGAAAUGACCAACAUCCUCAAGGUCUCCUUCUCUACGCGAUGGAAAUCCUCAUCUACACCACUGCGCACCUUACCACGGUAUUUGUCUCCAAGGCAGAUUCGACCGGAUACCUGCACCUUCUUGAACUUCCCUCUCACACACCGUCACUGCUGCGCCUGAUAUCGACCGAGUUCCUUUCAUUCUUAGUCGAGGCAAGACAACGUCCGAAUGUGCCGUUAGUCGUGGCACUUUUCGCCAGGGCUCAAGCUCAGUACCUUUUCCCAGGCAGCGUUGAAAAUUCAAAGAAACACGUACUAGACGACAAACAGUUGGUAAAAUGGUGGUGUCGCGUGUUGGAUCCAGUAUUGCGAGAAUACAAUGCCGAAGAGAGCGACGAGGAAGCUGCCUGCGGUCGACAAGCGAGAGGAACUACGGCCAAGAGUUACCUGAUUGUACCGGGUUUCGAUCAGUAUGAAACUGCGUCCUUCUUUCCCCCAACAGCACGGUCAGAUCCCCAAAACCGGAAACGAUGGGUUAAUGCGCACCCACUACGUCAACUUUCCCAACAUCCAUCUGCGCCGCCACGAUGCUUGAUACCCCACUUCCCAGACGAUCCCAAGUCUCGGUUUCUGGACGAAUUGGACGAAGAAAUUCCAGACGCCAAGGCAGCGCAUAUGACGGAUAGCCCAUCCAAGGGUGGAAGCGGAAAAUGGAAAAGCGUUAAGACCCUGGAACAAUUCUGGGAGAUGAUGGCAUUCCGUCAAGAAUGCUCAUCGGGCAGACUAGUCGGGUUUAUAUGGGUUGUUUUCAAUCCCGCGGAGCAAGACGAAGCUGAAGAAUACUUGAACGCUGAAACGCCUUCUUCGAUACACACUCCAUCGCAAUUCUCGGAGGCGCAGGUGCCUGACUCUCCAUCUCGUCGCCCUCCCAAACUGAUGCACGACGCCAUGCAGGGGCCAGUAUCCUCUGCUUCCAAGGCGCGAAAACUCUCUGGUCGCAUAAUUCCGCGGCAACCGCGAAUUAAAAAGGCACUUGGUGCAAAAUUCAACUCAAUGCCCGAACACACCAGAUAUUAUUCCUGGCCAGUCACCAGUCGCGGUCAGGCGCUCCUUGAUGAGAUUGAGUACAAGCGUCUGACCGAAAAGCUGCAUCGACUGGACUUUGCCGAUGAAAAUACGACUCAAGCUAGUACCAAAAAAUGGAUCGGAGAAGCGGCUGUCGCUGCGGGCUUGAAACCUUCCUGGGGUGAGAUUGUCGUCGGUGAACGCAUACUGCCAGUAGAAACCCCGGUCAGCCAGCCUGCUGCAAGUCCCUCUGCAACUGUCACACCAAUGGUUCGUAAGAAGAGGAAAGACGCUCCGGAAGCGAGCGAGUCUGGCCGAACGGAUGUGGGCGCAGGAGAUGCAAACGUGCUAUCGGCAGGAUUUGUCCGAAAGAAGCCUAAAGUUGGCGAGCCCACGGCUGAUACGACGGCGACGGCUCUUUCUGAAAGCUCACCGACAGUCCUCAGUGGAAGUAUGAUCAGGAAAAAACCAAAAGCGGGAUGAUUUGUUUUUGAUAUGCUUAUGUAUACCAUUCGGGAGGCUUACGGUAGGCUUACGGUAGGCUCAGGCGUUGACUGGUGUUUAUUGCUUCAAUAAUCUGGCUGCAAAUGGCUCUUUGGAUACAUUCUUGCUGCAUCAGUCUCCCCAAUCGACAGCGGGGAGUGCAAUAUCUAAUCUAUAACUUUUUAAUCAAUACAAUUGACGGGCAAUAUUCACCUGCCUAGGCAC
Xylona heveae TC161 is the source of this 2021-nucleotide messenger RNA. RefSeq names its product H3 K56 histone acetylation protein KAT11. Gene Ontology annotation, biological process: DNA damage response. The coding region runs from base 66 to 1796 and encodes 576 amino acids. The transcript has a single exon. Gene Ontology annotation, cellular component: nucleus. NCBI's taxonomy places the organism in Eukaryota, Fungi, Ascomycota, Xylonomycetes, Xylonales, Xylonaceae. The record is from RefSeq and is a predicted model, not a curated record. Gene Ontology annotation, molecular function: histone H3K56 acetyltransferase activity.